GCUCCCAGUUCCUACUCCAGGAGCACCAGAAGUUCAACCUGGACGGCUUCAGGAACAAACCAUCCGCUCAAAAUUCAAACCGACAAUGCUGCCCCGCUUCCGCUGACAUAUCUCGCGGCCAACUAUCUGUCAUCGAAGGAAACGUUUCCGAACGAUGACAAUGUUGGGUAUGUACGUGCCAGACAGAUUUUCCCUGAAAUCGUCCAUGGUCCAGGACGGAAUCGGUCUGUACACGGCGAAGCGAGUGAAAAAGGGAGAAAAGUUUGGACCCUUUGCCGGUGAGAAAAAGCUGCCCGGUGAGCUGGACGAAAGCUCGGACACCAGGCUGAUGUGGGAGGUCCGUGGCAGUAAAGGAGAUGUGCUGUAUAUUCUGGAUGCAAGUAAUCCUCGCCAUGCCAACUGGCUGCGGUUUGUCCAUCAGGCGCCUUCACAAGAGCAGAAAAACUUGGCGGCGAUUCAGGAUGGGGAGAACAUCUUCUACCUGGCUGUGGAUGACAUAGAGACUGACACAGAACUCUUAAUAGGCUACCUGGACAGCGAUAUGGAGGAGGAGGAGGAGGAAGAGGAGGAGGUCGUUAAAGACGAAGAUGAGAGUAGUAAAGAGGCCAGACAUCUCGUAGAAAUGGAGCUUGUAAUAAAGAAGGAGGACCACCCCUGCUUAUUGUGCGAGAGCAGCUUUCCCAGUGAGGAGAUCCUGGCCGCUCACCUCCAGAGCUUGCACCAGAGACCCAGCACAGAGGAGAAGGAGUUCAAAUGCAGGAACUGCAGCAAGAGGUUCCCCAUCAAACAAGCUCUGCAGCGCCAUGUUUUGCAUUGUUCUGAGUCACUGGAUCCAUCGGGAGACUCUAAACCUCACCAGUGCUCCAUCUGCCACAACACAUUCAGCUCAGAGUCCAGUUUUGAACAGCACAAAGAAGCCUGCAAAGGGGACGCCAGGUUCAUAUGUAAAGCAGAGAGCUGCGGAAAAAGAUUCAAAAGCAAGGAUGCUCUGAAGAAACAUAAAGGCAACGUUCACACAGGAAGUGCCCGACGGAAGCUCACGUGCACCAUAUGCAACCGAAAAUGCUCCUCUUCUCUGAACCUGCAGGAACACAGAAAGAUACAUGAAAUAUUCGAGUGCCACGCGUGCGACAAGAAGUUCAUCUCCACCAACCAGCUGAAACGCCACAUGAUCACACACUCCGAGAAGCGGCCCUACACCUGCGAGAUCUGCAGUCGCUCGUUCAAGCGCCUGGACCAGGUGACGGCCCACAAGAUCAUCCACAGCGAGGACAAACCGUACAAGUGUAAGCUCUGCGGGAAAGAGUUCGCCCACCGCAACGUCUACAAGAAUCACAAGAAGACACACUCUGAGGAAAGGCCUUUUCAGUGUGAGGAGUGCAAAGCGCUGUUCCGCACCCCCUUUUCGCUACAGCGCCACCUUCUCAUCCACAACAGUGAGAGGACAUUCAAGUGUGACCAGUGUGACGCCACCUUCAAGAGGAAGGACACGCUCAACGUCCACAUCCAGGUGGUGCACGACGGCCACAAGAAGUACAAGUGUGACCUCUGCGAGAAGGCCUUCGUCACCCCGUCCGUCCUGAAAAGCCACAAGAAGACACACACAGGAGAAAAGGAGAAGAUCUGCCCGUACUGUGGACAGAAGUUUGCCAGCAACGGCACACUACGGGUUCAUAUUCGCAGCCACACAGGUGAGCGUCCAUACCAGUGUCCUUACUGUGAUAAAGCAUUCAGCAAGAACGACGGCCUGAAGAUGCACAUCCGGACUCACACCCGGGAGAAGCCAUAUAAAUGCAGCGAGUGCAACAAGGCCUUCAGCCAGAAACGGGGACUGGACGAGCACAUGAGGACGCACACGGGGGAGAAGCCUUUCCAGUGCGACGUGUGCGACCUGUCGUUCAGCUUGAAGAAGAUGCUCAGCAGACACAAGCUGACGCACAACCCCAACCGUCCCAUGGCAGAGUGCCAGCUGUGCCAUAAGAAGUUCACCAGGAACGACUACCUCAAAGUACAUAUGGAGAAUGUCCACGGGGAGACGGAGAGCUAGAGCCCAUUACGGGAGCGCAAACGAGAUCGCUCGGAUAAAGUUCAGCCCCCUCCUACGCGUACCAGUAAAGUACACGUGUGCUGCCUCCACAGAUGGACAGAUAGCAAAAAAUGUUGCCCUUAACCAUAGACGCAUGUAGAGUAUGCGGGAACGUUAGAGUCAGCAGUUGGAAAUUGGACCAUAUGGACUCUGCAUUUGUUUUUGUUUUUUGUCGUCCUGUCAUUGUUUUUGAUAUCUGAACGCCAGGUCUGCAUCUGGAGCCGCCGUGUCGCUCUCAUAGAGACGUUUGCGUCUUCUUCACGCCGCCACAGCUUCACCUGGUUGGCCGCAACCAGGUUGCCAGGUUUGCUGUCAAACGAUGACGUAAACCCAUGACCAAAAAAAAAAACAAAAAAAACUUUCAGGGUACUGUUCACACGUUUAGGCAUCUGUAGUUGUGUUAAAUUAUUGAAGGAGCAGGCCAUACGUGCAGCCCAGCAGUGUUGUCGAGGUGCGGAUGGACGAGCGGGCUCUGAAAAUGGCUACCGGCCACUUCAUCUGAAACGGUUAACAAGUUUCAGCUGUUGUUUACACCGUUUUCGGAGAGAACAUAAACGUGCCGUCGUUUGUCUUCCAUGCAGCCUUUUUCUAGAUCCACUUAGGACUUAGGUAGUUUAAUUAGAUCCAAAUUUCAUACAGCUUUAGCCUGUUUUCUGUGUGAUUUGUUGAUGUAACUGCUGGACCUCCAUCAUUAGCACAAGAUGAACGGCUUCGGUUAUGAAAACUUUUCCCAUAACUUACUGUACUGAAACCAAUGGGGCUCCAGGGAUGUUUCUGCUUCCUUGUCACGUUAAUGGAGAAGUAUGUCCCAAACUAUGGAUCGCAAAAAAACCCAAAGUGUUGACUCUGUUUACUUUCAGAAAGAAAUGGUUGAGUGUUUUCCUAUGAAAGGACCUGUUUGUUGUACUUUACACAAAGUGUUUAUGUUGUUUUAUAUCAAUCGCUGUUUAAUACAGAAUUUUG
This is a messenger RNA of Menidia menidia (Atlantic silverside), 3049 nucleotides long. NCBI's taxonomy places the organism in Eukaryota, Metazoa, Chordata, Actinopteri, Atheriniformes, Atherinopsidae. The record is from the annotation of a GenBank genome assembly.